Messenger RNA from Toxorhynchites rutilus septentrionalis, 2510 nucleotides. RefSeq lists its product as uncharacterized. The record is from RefSeq and is a predicted model, not a curated record. Lineage: Eukaryota; Metazoa; Arthropoda; Insecta; Diptera; Culicidae. The transcript is spliced from 8 exons. The coding region runs from base 342 to 1493 and encodes 383 amino acids.
CCGGUUUAAUCAUUGCUUGUGCAUCCGCUGAAGAGUUUAUUAUAUGGCGGUGUGAUAAUCCAAGUCGUACCAUUUUUUGGAAUAUCAGCAGGAUAUCAGUCAACUUGAAGAGUGUUACUCAAUGAACAGAAAAACAAAUAUUGUGCAAUCAACAGUGUAACCUUGCGUGUACCCCGCGGAUCGCAGGAAGGACCCUACUGGGUUAGAACACCUGAUUGUGAAAACUGAAGCCUUGGAUGAAUAAGUAGGCUUUCUCAUUACAAACAACAGAUUAUUUCUGUCAAUCUAAAACAUAGAUUAUUAUACGUCAUCUCGUUAAUAUAAAUUGAAAGAAUCACAAAAUGGAAAUUUUCGCCAAGAACGAGCUUCUCCGCGAUGUCAACAUUUAUCACACUGUGUACUAUCCAACCGAAGUGAUGUUAUAUUUCGAGAAACAUCACAUAUUCGAGAUCAUGUAUGACUUAAUGAUUCUGUUGGAUAGGAAACGCCCGGACGACAUUUCAGCAUUCAUCGCGGGUAAUAUUGAAAAAAUUGCCAGUAAAUAUAGGAAGAUUAAUAUACUAGUCAAAUGCCCGCCGGAUCUUGAGCUUGAAAAGUUUCUAAAAAUCUGCUACCGAGUCCACCGGUCACCGGUGAUACGAGUGAAGCAUCCCAAAUCGCGAAGACGUUUGGAAAAUCUUCAAGCUCAGCUGAAAAGGUUUCGAUUGGAGAAUAAAAAUUUACUGUUCAUCGGGAAAGAUAAGAACGCAUUUGAAACAGUUGUUACGAAACAAUUCAACAUCCGCGGAUAUGUUGAGAUGCGUGGAGAUGGACAAAAUUCGACCAAAACAAUACUUCCCGCUGUUAUUGAUUUGAAAAAUAGCUUCAAAUUACUCGAACGCACACCAAAUCACCCCCACGUUAAGUAUAUCGAACGAAUUGCUUUUAUUGGUAGACCCGGGCCCGGAAAACGGCGCCAAGCGCAAUUAUUGGCGAAUCGCUUGGAUCUUGUUUAUGUUUCAGUUAAAGAAUUGAUUGACCGAGCGAGAAGCGAUGAUAAUCUUUUCAAGAAGUCACUCGAACUUGGGCUUGAUGAUAAUGUGCAUACACCCGAGCUGAUAGCGACCAUCGUACAGAAACGGCUACUCGAACCCGACUGUUUGCGUUUUGGGUGGGCUAUGGUGGAUUUCCCUAACACUGCUGAGGACGUGGAAAAUCUUUUCAGUUUAUUGAUCGUUCCGCAAAAAAUCCUUCAUGUACACACUAACGAAAGACUUUGCCGGAGAAGAAUAGUCGGAUGUAAGCAUAUUGAACGGAACAAAGAAGGUUAUCAGUCCGAGGCUAAAUUUAAGGAAGCAGUCCUUGCAGCAGAAUUCGACUUUUAUGAUAUGCACAAGGCCGAAAUGCUAGCAACAUUGAAGAGAAAAGAUUGUAUCAUGAUAGACGUCAAUGGGAAUUACGCUACGGCUGAAGUACAUGGAUAUAUUUUGGAGAAAUUACAUAUAAUGGAGUAAUUUAAUCGAAAAGAACUAUGGAGGAGCAAUGAAUGACGAAAUUACAAACAAAUUUCUUCAAAAAAUCUUUGAGUGUGCCAAACACCCAACCAUGUUGUUUUAUUUUUAAAGUUGUUUUUUUCCUAUUUUAUAGUUUAGGCGUUUCUGAAACAUUUCUCAAAGGAAAAUAUCAGAGACACAAACCAUAACAAAAUAAUUCUCUGAAGGUAUGCAACAAGCAAACCAAACAACUCGAAAAACUCAGACAGUUGUACCGAUAGCUAUCACUCGGUCGAUGGGCCCUAUUAUAGAAAUCGAAUCGAGGAUUCAAUACAAUCACUAUCACUAUCACACCGAAUAGAAUCUUGAAUUAUAGAAAUCGAGGAAAACAGCUCGAUUCGUUACUCUGCUCGAAUAUCAGUGGCGGUGCUGAAAUAUUUUGAAACGAGUUUGAAAUGUUUCACAAAGCACUAUAGAAAGGAUCCCAAAUUUUUUUUUGAGACAUCUACUAUGAAAAUUAUAAAUCUAUAUUUCCAAAAGUGUGAAUAUGUUUAUGUUUUGGAGAAAACUGAUAUUCCCUCAACGAAUGAAGCUUAAUAGGCGUAAUGCAUGCAUGGAUGUGUAAUAAAAACGACAUCAUGGAACAAUUUGCUUUACAAAAAAUAUAGGGCCCUAUUAUAGAAAUCGAAUCGAGGAUUCGAUACAAUCACUAUCACUAUCACACCGAGUAAAAUCUGGAAUUAUAGAAAUCGAGGAAAACUGCUCGAUUCGUUAGCAAGCUCGAAUGUCAGCGGUUGUGAUGGAAUAUUUUGAAACAAUCUUGAAAUGUUUCACGAAGCACUAUAGAAAGGAUGCCAAAUCUUUUUUUGAGGUAUCUGCUAUGAAAAUGUAUUUCCAAAAGUGUUAAUAUGCUUAUGUUUUGGAGAAAACUGAUAUUCCCUCAACGAAUGAAGCUUAAUAGGCAUAAUGCAUGCAUGGAUGUGUAAUAAAAACGAUAUCAUGGAACAAUUUGCUUUACAAAAAUAUAAUUAUUAGAAA